Eimeria tenella is the source of this 1380-nucleotide messenger RNA. RefSeq lists its product as uncharacterized. Gene Ontology annotation, cellular component: nucleoplasm. Bases 1 to 1380 code for a protein of 459 amino acids. Gene Ontology annotation, molecular function: RNA binding. Gene Ontology annotation, biological process: regulation of gene expression. Lineage: Eukaryota; Apicomplexa; Conoidasida; Eucoccidiorida; Eimeriidae. The transcript is spliced from 6 exons. The record is from RefSeq and is a predicted model, not a curated record.
AUGGCGCACGCAGCAGCUCUCUCGCCCCACCCCAGCACUGCUAAUCCAUCAGAAGACAAUCCAGAAGGCUUAGGGGCCUCCUGCGGCUCCGCGGCAGCUGCUUCGGGGCCCUCUGCCGCUGCUGUUGCUGCUGCUGCUGCUGAAGCAGCAGAAGCUGCGGGCUCCGCAGCCCCAGACGCCCCCCCAGAAAGCUCAGAGAGCCUGCGCCCGUCGCCUUCAGAGGAAUGGCCGGAGAGGCCCAAGCCCCCCCGCCAGCUUCGCUUCUUCAUCGGCGGAGUUUCUCAAGAAGUUGAAGAGCAGGAAGUUUGGGAGUUGUUUUCGAAGUUCGGGCGGGUGUCGGGAGUGCGUUUGGCGAAAGACUACCUGACGGGGCGCAAGCGGGGCUUCGGGUUCGUCACCAUGGAGGAAGAGGGGCCCCUGGCGGCCAUCUUGGGGGCCCCCCAUUUCCUGCGGGACAAAAAAAUUGAAGUCCGCAGAGAAAACGAAAACACCCCCAGCGACUUCCCCAGAAAAGUCUUUCUUGGGGGGCUGCCCCCCGCGCUGGGCAGCGACCAGCUGGCUCUGGAGCUGGCUCGUUUCGGGGAAGUGGAGACAGUGCAAAUCGCAACAGAUAUGAUGGGCCGCUCGCGCUGCUUCGGCUUUGCCACUUUUAAGCAAGAAAAAGUGGCAGAGUCCCUCAUAGGCCAGGGCUCUUGCCGCAUUGGGGACCGGCUGGUGGAGAUAAGAAGGCCAGAGCCGAAGCGCUCAAGGCCAAGACUCGACAGACGCGGCAGCGUGCCCGCCCCCUGCGACUUUUACCCCUACGGACAGCAGCAGCAGCAGUGGCUCCUCGCAGCAGCGCAAAACGCGCAGCUGUACGCCUACGGGGCCCCCUGCGCGGACUGGGCGAGUUGGCAGGGCUACUACGCCUACUGCGCUGCUGCUGCUGCUGCUGCUGCUGGGGCCAGCAGCUACCAAGAGGCCCCAGCAACUCUUGCUGCAGCUGCUGCGUACGACUGGUACCACUUCACUCCACUGACACCGCAGCACUACGCAGAGGCGGAGGGCGACGGCGCGCUGCAGCAAACCUGCAGCAGCUCAAGCCAGCAGCAGCAAACUGCGCAGCAGCAGCAGCCAGAUGCUGCUGCGCCGUCGCCGGAAUCCUCAGAGCAGCAGGAAGCAAGAAACGGGGCUGCAGCAGCAGCAGCACCGGCAGCAAGUGCAAGCUGCGCAGACACUGCUGCGGCUCUUCCCAGCCAGCCCGCUGAAGCUGCUUCCUCCCAGAGGCCUGCAUCAUUUAUUUAUCCUUUUUCGUCUUCUGAAAACUGCCAAAUGAGCGAGGAAAGCGAAAGAGAAGGCGCAGCGCCAGGCAGCACUGGUGCAGGUGCUGCACCCGCGUAG